Monoraphidium neglectum is the source of this 1665-nucleotide messenger RNA. RefSeq lists its product as hypothetical. Lineage: Eukaryota; Viridiplantae; Chlorophyta; Chlorophyceae; Sphaeropleales; Selenastraceae. The record is from RefSeq and is a predicted model, not a curated record. The transcript is spliced from 3 exons. The coding region runs from base 1 to 1665 and encodes 554 amino acids.
AUGCUGGGCGGCGCGCUGCUGGGACGCGAGGCGUCCCAGAAGGUGUCAAAACCCGAACUCUUUGUUGUGGCGCUCCAGGUUUCGGGGACGCUGACCGGCCUGCUGCGCGCAGCGCUGAUAGACGGCUCCUUCCACUACCAGCCCUUCGUCGUGAUGGCGGUGCACCUGACGGCCCCAAACCGGUCCCGCGCGGCCCCGCUCGCCGCCGCCGCUGCGGCAGCAACAGCAGCAGCAGCCGCGGUCUCGCGGGAGCGUGCGGGGCGCCUGCUCUGGUCCGCCGUCGCCGCGCAGCUUGCGGCCGCCGCACGCGCCGGGGUGGGGGAUCGAGGCGUGACGGAAACAACCGCGCUCUCCACCGGGAUCCAGAUCGCGCUCGCGAGCGACGAACUCCGCGCCCUGUUUCGGGACCUGGCGUCCCACGCGCCCGCGCUGCGCCAAAUCCUCGCGGCGCUGACAAACCGCGUCCGGCCCGGCGGCGGCGGCGGCGGCGGCAGCUGGGAUGGCUGGGGCGAGGACACCGUGCGCUGCUGCCUCACGCUGCUGCAGGGCGCGGUCGAGUCGGACCUGGAUGCCACGCGCGCGUCCGCAGGAACGGCGGCGGCGCUUGAGGCGCCCCUGCUGGCGGUGCUGGCGGGGGCGCCCGCCCUUCUGGAGGCCGGCGGCAAGUCCACGUGCCCCGCCCUCGCCGCAGUCCUGCUGCGCGCCACCAUGCACCGCGGGGCCGGCGUGCCAGCGCCGCUGGUCGUCUGCGGGGACCGCUGGGCGCUCGACUUCGCUGCGCCGCGGCACGGCGCGCUGCGCGCGCUGGUCGGCGCCGCGCGCCGCGGGCCCGCCGCGUACGCGGCGCCUGGCGGCGGCGGCGGCGGCGCCGCCGCCAGAGGUCACCUCCCGCCCAUCGACCCCGCGUCCCUGGGCGCCCAGAUCGCGGGCACCCUCGGUGCCGUCGCCUAUGCACUCAAGGAUCCCUACAACCCUGCCGCGGCGCCCGCGGCGGCGAGGGGCGCGGCCGCGGCGGCGCUGCCGCCAGUUGCUGAGCUGCGGGCCCUCGUGUGGGGCGGCCUCGCGGCGGGCGGCCGGGAGGGGCUGAGCAGGACGCGGACCGUGGCGCUGCGCUCGACCUCUGCGCAGUAUGACAUGGCCGCCACGCCCGGCGUGCUCGCCUGGCUGGCGGCGGCGGCCGUCGAAGGCGCGGGCGUCCCCGGCCCCGCCGGCUCGACGUCGGGCUCUGCGCUGCAGGUGCUGCACACACUCUGUGGCGGCCAGCCGGGCCUGCCGCCGCCGCGCGGCUGCGUGCCGUGCACGGACCCUGGGUGCGUGGACGCGACCUGUCCACUGCGCUUUCGCGCGCCAAGCGUGGCCGUCGCGCUAGAGAGGGCAGCCGUGGCCCUGCGAACUGUUGCCGAGUACGCUGGCGCCAGAGGGGCCGACGGCGACGACGCCGCGUCGCCGGCUGCCAACGCUGCCGCGGCGCUCGAGGCGCUGCUGGCCGGGCGGCUGCGCGGCGGCGUCGCGAGCGGCUUGGGCGGCGGCGCCAGCUUUGAGGCGGCGGUUGCGGCGCCACCAGCUCGGCAGAAAGCGAUACCGUCUUGCGCCGCGUGCGGAAAGGGCCAGGCGCAGGACGGUUCGAAAUUCAAAAAGUGCGGCGCCUGCGGGAUCCCGAGGUGA